Molecule: messenger RNA, 3760 nt
Organism: Erigeron canadensis
Lineage: Eukaryota; Viridiplantae; Streptophyta; Magnoliopsida; Asterales; Asteraceae
Product: receptor like protein 21-like
Exons: 10
Coding region: 1-3666 (1221 amino acids)
Molecular function (GO): protein binding
Source: RefSeq, a predicted model, not a curated record
AUGGAGAGUUGGUUUUUAAGCAAGCAUGCACCAUGGUUGUGUGGGUUUUUUGUAUGCAUGAUGAUGCUACCAAUUUUCAUGAUUGGACAGACACAAGGUGUUUGUACAGAAGAAGAAAGAAAGGCACUCCUAAAUAUCAAAGCCUCCUUGAAUGAUUUUUGCUACAAAUAUGAUGUGGGCAUUAUUAAUCUUCUUCCCACUUGGGUUGAUCAUGGAAAUACCGGCGGCAGUAGACGCAAUGAAUGUUGUAAUUGGGAGAGAGUCAAGUGUAACAUGACCACCGGGCAUGUAACAUACCUGUCUUUGGGAAACAUGAUUGCUAAAAACGCCUACAUGGAUGAUAGAAUAUGGUCGUUAAAUGUUUCUCUCUUUCUUCAUUUUAAAGAACUGAGAAGUCUCGAUUUGUCAUUAAAUCAUCUUGACGACACGAUACUUAGCACAGGACUUGAAAGGUUGUCGAGUUUGAAAAAGCUGGAGACAUUCAAUCUUAGUUAUAAUAGUAUCGGAAGCGGCCUCUUUCCUUCAUUAGGUGGAAUCACCUCACUCAAAAUUUUGGAUAUGAGUUACACUGCAAAAGACUACAAUCCGUCAUCAAGCAAAGCAGAACACAAAACAAAAAUUCAAAACGAUAUAUCAAUAUUGGAAGCUUUGGAGAACUUAGUUGUAUUGGAUCUCACUAUGAGUGGCUCUUCUGGUACCUUCAAAAUGCAAGGUUCAGAGAAGGUUUCUAGAUUGAAGAGUUUGGAAACUCUAUAUCUCGGUGACAACAAAUUUAAUGGAACCAUUAUCACGUCUUUAAGUGCCAUUCAAUCGCUAAAAGAAGUAGAUCUUAGUAAUAAUCCGUUAUCUGCAUUUCCAACUGAAGACCAAGGUUUCCUUUUAUUUUUUACAGGCUGUGAGAGCUUAUCAAGAUUGGAAAUGCUAGAAACUAUAACACUUCGAAGAACCCAUCUUGACAAGAGCCUUAUAUCUUGUUUAAGUUUCCUCCCGUCCCUCAAGAAUCUUGAUCUUAGCGAUUCUAAUUCUACAAAUUUGGGAAGUUCCUUUCCUAUGCAAGAGUUAUCUAGCUUUAGAGAGUUGGAGUCACUUGACUUGAGCUAUUGUCACCUUGAGUCACUCACAUCAAAUGGUACCAUAAACAACAAGCUGGUACGAUUGAUGUUGGAUGAUAACCUCUUCCAAAAAGACGUCAUGCGAUCCAUCGCUGCUUUUCCAUCCCUAAGAAUUCUUUUUUUGAAUUUUGGAUUAGGAUAUGAUUUCAAAGAAAUACCCUUUGAACUGCCCCAUUUGCCUGACAUGGAAAUCCUCAGGUUGAGAGGUAAUAAUUUCAAUGGAAUGCUACCAAUAGAAGCUUUGGCAUCUUUUCACCAUCUGGAGGUCUUAGAUUUGAAUCUAAACAGUUUUUCUGGAAGUAUCCCGUCGACAAUACAGUCAUUGUCUUCUCUUAGGACCAUCUCAUUCGCUGACAAUUAUCUCAAUGGAUCGCUGCCUGAAUCUGGGUUAUGUGACUUAAAGAAUCUCCAUGAGCUCGAUCUUAGUGACAACAUGUUCAGUGGUAGCCUGCCUGAAUGUUUCAACAGGCUAUCAUCUCUUAAGCUCUUUGAUAUUUCUUCAAAUUUAUUCACGGGAACACUUCCGCCAUCUCUGUUCGCUAAUCUCACAUCUCUCGAGUACGUAGAUUUUAGUAUUAACAAGUUUGAAGAUUCAUUCUCCUUCAGCUUAUUCUCCAAUCAUACAAAGCUUGAGGUAGUUGCUUUUAAAAGCGACAACGACAAAUUUGUGGUCAUAACAGAAGAGCCUAAAGGUUGGAUUCCAACAUUCCAGUUGAAAGUUCUCGUGCUGUCGAAUUGCCAUAUUAACAGUGUUCCUAGCUUUCUACUUCUCCAGCACGAGUUACGGGUGCUAGACAUGUCACACAACUCCUUGGUGGGACACUUUCCCAUUUGGUUGAUAAAAAAUAAUACUGUGCUGGAAUUUCUUACUCUAAGGAACAACUCACUCCACGGUAAUAUUUCUAUGUCAUCAUUAUUAAGGAAUGACCUAAUGGUUUAUUUGGAUAUUUCUGAAAAUCUCGUGAGAGGUACUAUCCCCAGCGAUAUACAAAAGCUCUUUCCCCGUUUAAUAUAUUUGAAUAUAUCCAAAAAUUAUUUAGACGGUGUUAUCCCAUCUUCCGUUGGUGACUUGGGGUAUUUAACGGCAUUGGAUUUAUCUCAUAAUCAGUUGAGUGGAGAAGUACCAACGGGAUUGCUCACAAACCUUUCAAACUUGUUGUAUUUAAAACUAUCAGAUAACAGCUUGCAGGGAGAGGUACUAUCGGGAAACUUAAGCUUCGGUUCUUUAACGAGGCUUCAGUUAGAUAGCAACCUUUUCACAGGGAAGAUUGCAAGUGUGACUGGCGAGAAUAUUAAUAUGGGUCUUUUAGACAUUAGCAACAACUCAUUCUCGGGUAUGAUCCCCCAUUGGAUAGGCAACAUGAGUAAUCUGAGGGAACUUUUAGUGAGAAACAAUAGGUUGGAGGGGCAGUUUCCUUGUGGAACAACUUCAUUCGUUUUUCUCGAUAUCUCAUAUAAUAGUUUCUCAGGUCCCAUCCCGUCCUGCUUAAAUUGGCAUUAUGUGACGCAUCUUCAUUUGGGUUCCAACAGAUUUACUGGAUCUAUACCAGCUUCGUUUAAAAAUUUGACCAGUGUUUUGACUUUGGAUAUAGAAAACAACAGCUUGUCAGGCAGUAUUCCUGAGUUUCUUGGUGAACUAUCCAAUUUAAGGAUCCUUCUUUUGGGAAAAAAUAAGUUUAGGGGGUCGAUUUCAAAGCAGUUGUGCCAGUUACGUAAUGCGAGUUUGAUAGAUUUAUCUAGCAACUUCCUUUCUGGUUCAAUACCUCCCUGCCUGGAAAAUAUUACUGGGGCAACUUACCCUGCUUUCAUACAGAGCAGAUUUUCGAGAGACUCUUUUGGAGCUUCAGUUGAUUUUCGUCCAGACUUCUCUGAGGACGAGUUUGAAACAGAAGACAUAGCUGUGUUUACAAUAAAAAGCAUGCCUCGCCUCUACAAAGGUAAGAUCCUCGAUAACAUGACAGGGUUGGAUCUAUCCUGUAACAAACUCACAGGUGAAAUCCCACCGGAACUAGGGAGGUUGACCCAGAUUCACGUUUUGAACCUUUCUCACAACCAGCUGACUGGACCCAUUCCAGUGUCGUUCUCAAAUCUUUCAAAUAUAGAGAGCAUGGACCUUUCUUCAAAUCGUCUGAGUGGCAAAGUUCCAUCGGAACUAACUAAGCUAAACUCCUUGGCUGUUUUUAAUGUUUCCAACAACAAUCUAUCAGGUAGACUCCCAGACUUGACAGCACAGUUUGGUACCUUUUCCAGUGCAAGCUAUGAAGGGAACCCAUUUCUUUGUGGGAAGCCGCUAGAGAAGCAAUGCACGACUACGACCAAGUCACCGACGAUCAUCGUUCCACCGGCUGAAGAAGGCACUGAAAAAUGGUACGAUAUUGAUAUGGCAUCCUUUUAUGCCACAUGGGCUGUGGUCAUGUUGGGAUUUGCUGCGGUUCUUUACAUGAAUCCUUAUUGGCGUCGAAGGUGGCUAGACUUUGUUGAAGAAUGUAUGUAUAAGUGCUAUUACUUUCUGUAUGAUUUAGUAAGGAAGCCCUCUAUGCUCUUCCGUAACUAGGUCAGGUCUCUUAAGGAAUUGAUGUGUUAUAAGAUUAAAACAUGAUUUCCCUUUGGUUGUAAUACAUUUAUAUAUAUCAUGUCGUGCCUAUCAU